Temnothorax curvispinosus is the source of this 4902-nucleotide messenger RNA. RefSeq lists its product as uncharacterized. NCBI's taxonomy places the organism in Eukaryota, Metazoa, Arthropoda, Insecta, Hymenoptera, Formicidae. Gene Ontology annotation, biological process: DNA integration. The transcript is spliced from 2 exons. The coding region runs from base 1 to 4902 and encodes 1633 amino acids. Gene Ontology annotation, molecular function: nucleic acid binding. The record is from RefSeq and is a predicted model, not a curated record.
AUGCCGGAUCCCGCAAAAGACGCGACGGGCGGCAAGUCCCCGCCAUUACUCAAGCUGCCGGAGGACAAGCGCACUUCAGAUCGCCAGGCCUCACCGGUGCGUUUGUCUGCUGAACUCACCUUAAAGGUGAGGACACAGAUGAACCGCAUCGCGACAGUGCGAAAAAUCGGCGAGACCUUACCAUCGUCUGUAGAGGACACGUCUGUGGAUGAGAUUCUACAGAUCUCAAUUCAGCUCGAGGAGGUGCACAAGGCGUUCCUUAAGGAACACGCCUACUUCGAGGUCUCAUGGCCGGCGGCGCUCGUCGACCAUGAAUAUUUCUCCAACGACGCCUUCGCCGUGGAGGCGGAGGAGUGUAUGACGGCUCGUCGCGCUCUGGCAAAGCUCAAGGGCGCAUUGGCGGAAAAGAUCGCUCCAACGACAGCUCCUGUAGCGGCGCAGCCCUCACAAUCUCAGCAGAGAUUGCCGGAUAUUAGCAUCCCGUCCUUCAAGGGCGUGUACGAGGCAUGGCCUACGUAUCGCGAUCUCUUCAAGGCGGUUAUUUAUGACAGCCAACGGCUCACCGACGUGGAGAAACUCCACUAUUUGCGGCUCUCACUAGAAGGCACGCCUGCUCAGCUCAUUUCCGGAUUGCCUCUCACCGCCGACUCGCUCAAACCAUCCUGGGAGAUGCUCGUCGAUCGCUACGAGAACAAACGUCUGCUCAUCCAAUCAUAUCUGGACCAGCUCUUCGCCAGCUCAACACCGGUGCAGAAAAACGCCGCGGCACUGGACAAGCUGCUCAACACCUUCAAGGAGGGCAUCAAGGGCCUCCAAUCCUUGGGCGUAUCACAGGAUCUGGGCGACUGCGUACUGGUGUACCAGCUGUCUAGGCAAUUGGAUCGCCAGACUAAGGAGCAGUGGGAGACGUCGUUGGGCGCCGCGCGCGAGUACCCGCGGUUCGAGAAACUCGAGCAAUUUCUCACCUCGCGAGCACGAGCACUCGAGAGAAUCGAGUCGACGACCAGCUCAGGAAGCUCGGCAGGGGCUGCUUCGACCGCGCGACGCUCCUCGACGGCUCAUCUUGCGGCAGCUCAACCGGCACGCACCAACACCUCAGCCGGCUCAACAGAGUACCCGUGCGACUGCUGUUCUGAACUUACGUUUGUCUCAGAAUCGCUCAUCCGUCAGCUCAACAUUCCUCGUCAUCAUUCUGUCAUUCUCAUCACCGGAAUUGGUGGCGGAAAGGCUACGCAGACUCGAGGAGUUGCACUCCUCAAGCUCCGCUCACUUCGCUCACGAUCAGACGUCAUCAUUCAAGCUCACAUUUUACAGACGUUAACCAACAUUCUGCCAUCAUUCAACGCUGCACCACAGGAAUGGCCGCAUCUCACCAAGUUAACCUUGGCUGACCCCGAUUUUCUGACACCGCGGCCAGUGGAUAUUAUCAUUGGAGCUGACUCAUAUGGGCAAAUCAUCAAGCCCAACAUCAUCAAGCAAGACACAUUGAUGCCAAUUGCGCAGCUCUCAAUUUUCGGAUGGCUCGUUCUCGGACCUGUCGACACAUCAUCAUCAGCAUCUGCUGCAGUGCAUCAUGCAUCGAUUCAGGAAAGGGAAGAUGCUCUCUACGAGUUAUUGUCGAGAUUUUGGACACAGGAAGAAGUGCCUGCGAGCAACAAUCCUGAGCUUACUCCUGACGAGCAAAGAUGUGAAGAACAUUUCCAGAGCACUGUAUCACGGGAUUCAACAGGUCGAUACACAGUCCGACUCCCAUUAAUAUCAUCACCUGAUACUCUUGGCAAUUCGUAUCUCACUGCGCAUCGAUGUCUGCAAAGUUUACAAAGGAGAUUCUCCCGAGAUGACAAUUAUCGACGUCUGUAUCAUCAAUUUAUGACAGAAUAUCGAGAUCUCAACCACAUGAAGAAAGCUUCACCCGUUUCCAGUCAGCAACCGCAAUAUUAUUUGCCACAUCACGGAGUGCUCAAACCAGACAGUGCAACCACGAAAUUACGAGUGGUAUUCAAUGGCUCGAGCGCAUCCACAUCUGGCCGCUCACUGAAUGAUAUCAUGCACACGGGAGCCAAGUUGCAUUUAGACGUCACCGACGUCUUGCUCUGGAUUCGACAAUUUCGACACCUAGUUGCCACGGACAUCACCAAGAUGUACAGACAGAUCAACGUGCAUGAAGAUGACUGGAACUUACAACGGAUUCUCUGGCUCGACGAACUGCUCAAUGAAGUGGCCUAUUAUCUAACCACGGUCACGUAUGGAACCAAGGCUGCCCCGUUCUUGGCAGUCCGAACGCUGCUGCAACUGGUGGAGGACGAAGGCCAUAAUUUUCCGCUUGCAGUGCCGUCCAUCCUUCAAGGUCGAUACGUCGACGACAUUUUUGGAGGCGCUGAUACUGUUCAACAGUUAAUCAAGAUUGCAUUGCAGCUGAAGAACUUGUGCAGGGCGGGCGGCUUUCCAUUGGCCAAGUGGCACGCGACUCAUCCAGACGUGCUCACUGCUGUUCAAGCAGAGAAAGACCAGGGCUCACAAAUUACAUUCGACGAUUGCGCAACCAAGAUACUCGGAUUACGAUGGCUUCCUCAAGAAGAUUCAUUCGCAUUCGCAACAAGGAUCUCGUCGCAUACCGAUCAUCUCACCAAACGCCUCGUUUUGUCUGAAGUGGCUCAGAUAUUCGAUCCACUAGGCUUUGUAUCACCAGUCGUGAUCAAGGCGAAGAUGCUCUUGCAGGAGCUUUGGCUUCACAAGCUCCAAUGGGAUGAACCACUGCCAUCCCAGCUCUCAUCACGGUGGCUCAUCAUCAGAAAGGAACUCACCAGCUUGCGCAAGAUCUCAAUACCUCGGUGGUAUACCACAUGGAAUACAUCGACAGUGGAAUUUCACGGCUUUUCUGAUGCUUCUCAACUGGCAAUGGCUGCAGUCGUAUUUAUCACCGUCCACGGCUCAAAUGGUACCACGAUUUCAUUGGUGUGCUCCAAAACAAAGGUAGCACCGCUCAAGCGGCUCACCAUCCCGAGACUUGAACUCACCGCAGCACUGCUGCUCUCAAGACUCAUGCAAUACGUUCAAGCCACCUUGAAGUUGAACGUCACAGCAACUCACCUGUGGACGGACUCUGUUGUGACACUCACGUGGAUCAAAUCUCAUGCAUCGCGCUGGAAGGAUUUCGUGAGAAAUCGGGUCUCUCAAAUUCAAGAGCUCACUGCGAACGCACAUUGGAAAUACGUACCAGGUACGUCCAACCCAGCCGACUGCGCCUCACGAGGAUUAAGUACUGCUCAACUCCAAAGCCACUCAUUAUGGUGGACGGGACCACCGUGGAUACUCACCCCUGAAGCUUGGCCAUCACAACCCGCGCUGUCGGACGAGUUGAGCGCUCAUGAGGCUCGUCCUGGCAUUGCGCUACAUGCGGCCGCAUCUCAACCGGACUAUCACUGGGACCUGAUAUAUAGGUAUUCAACACUCAACAAGUUAUUGAAAAUAACAGCUCUUUGUUUCAGAUUCAUAUCGCUUCUGGGAAACCACCGUCGCAAGCCACUGGACUUGCACUCAGCUUUGGAAGAGGCCAGACUCUUCUGGAUUAAGGCUACUCAAGCGGCAUACUUCACGCACGAGAUCAAGAUGCUCACGGCCAACUCGAGACUACCAACUGCUCACGCAUUCAGCCGAUUGACUGCGUAUGUGGACGCUCAAGGGAUCAUCCGAGUUGGCGGCCGCCUCAAUCAAUCAGCACUAGCUCAAGACAGCAAACAUCAGGCGAUUUUGCCUCGCCACUCCCAGCUCUCAACCUUGAUCAUUUCACACGCUCAUCUGCGUACUCUGCAUGGAGGAACUCAGCUGACAUUGGCUCAUGUCAGGCAAAGCUACUGGAUCAUCGGCGGACGGGCUCCGGUGAAGUCGCAUAUUCUGCGGUGUGUCGUGUGUGCUCGGCAGAGGGGGAUCCGUGCUCAUCAACUGAUGGGCCAACUACCUCUCUCUCGGGUUACGCCGUCACGUCCGUUUACUCACACAGGAGUUGACUAUGCCGGACCGCUCACCAUCAAAACAUGGAAAGGACGAGGUGCAAAAACAUACAAAGGAUGGAUCUGUGUGUUCGUCUGUUUCUCCACCUCCGCAAUUCACCUCGAAGUAGUCAGUGACUACUCAUCAGAAGGAUUUAUCGCAGCCUUCCGAAGAUUUUCCGCGAGAAGGGGAAUUGCUCAGACCAUAUAUUCGGACUGCGGGACAACAUUCAUUGGAGCAGACGCCGCGCUUAAGAAAAUGUUCAUCCAGAGCUCACAAGAACAUCAACGGAUCGCUCACAUUCUACAACAGGAUUGCACCAGAUGGGAGUUCAACCCACCAGGCGCUCCACACAUGGGGGGCAAGUGGGAGGCGGUGGUGAAAUCGGUAAAGUUUCACCUGAGACGGACUAUCGGGGAGACUCUACUCACAACGGAAGAACUUACAACGUUGCUUACGCAGAUCGAGGCCAUUCUCAACUCGCGGCCGUUAGAACCGUUGAGUGACGACCCUGAAGACGUCUCAGCGCUCACACCAGGUCAUUUCCUCAUUGGAGGUCCACUCACUACCAUACCUGAGCCAUCUCUGAUUGACCUAGCAACCUCACGCCUAUCUCGAUGGCAGCUCAUCCAACAGCGGGUUCAACAUUUUUGGGCACAAUGGUCGGCUCAUUAUCUGCAACGCCAGCAGGCGAUAUCCAAGUGGCAUCAUCCUAACAACCAUAUCAAGGUGGGGUCCAUCGUGCUGCUCACCGACGAACGCUCUCCACCGUGCAAGUGGCCACUCGCCAGAGUAACGGCCUUGCACCCCGGCAAGGAUGGACUCACCAGGGUGGUUACCCUCAAGACGGCCACCACGACACUCACUCGGCCAAGUGCCAAGCUUGCGAUUCUACCCAUUUCAACUGAAUGA